AUGCUCAAUCUGUUUCACCACUUUACCAAUCCCUUGGGUCCGAAACGCGGGCNGAGUGUCUCGGGCGUGUUUACCACGUUACGGGUGUUUCGUGUCUUCCGAGUGUUCAAGUUCUCUCGUCACUCCGUCGGGCUUCGAAUUUUAGGCUACACGUUGAAAUCGUGCGCUUCCGAGCUCGGAUUCUUGCUGUUCAGUCUCACUAUGGUCAUCAUCAUUUUCGCCACAGUGAUGUAUUAUGCGGAAAAAUCGGUCGAGGGGACCACGUUUUCCAGCAUCCCGUCAGCUUUCUGGUACACUAUCGUCACAAUGACAACUUUGGGUUAUGGUGACAUGGUUCCGGAGACAAUUGUGGGGAAAAUUGUGGGCGGAAUGUGCUCCCUGUCCGGGGUUCUUGUCAUUGCUCUGCCCGUGCCUGUCAUUGUAUCGAAUUUUUCACGAAUCUACAAUCAGAGUCAACGGUCUGACAAACGUCAAGCGCAAAAGCGUGCACGUCAAGCUCGUAUUCGACUUGCCCAAAUGAUGGCCACAGUAAAUGCAAGCGAACAUCACUCGGAUUCAAGCGAGGAUGAUCUGGGAGGAUUUCAUCGUCUGAAAGGUUUACUGCAUCGCUCCAAAGAUGGCAGCCCAAAACACUACGGUCACACGGAUAGUUCCCAUGAGCUAUUGACUGGUAGCUGGGCUGAAAUGAAUCAUGAUACACAGAGUAAUAUAGCUCAAGUUCAUCCACAACCUUACAAACAGACAUUAAAUUCAAGUCAUCAAAAUGUUCACCUCGAACGACAUGUACUCGUGCACACGGAUUCGGAUGGUUCAAUCACAGACAGUAAUUUGACGGGUUCAGCCCCAAGAUCUUCGGCCAAGUGGACAGGUAACCAUGCUUCAAAAACCAAAUCGUUUCCAUCAGACGAAGUUGUUCGGCGUGUGGCGUCCGACAUGCCCGAACCGGUCGAAGCGGACCCAAAUGGAUCGAUGUCCCGGGGAAUUGUGCCUGCCAGUGAUUCCUCCAUAACCACUUACAGUCAAGCCGGAAAUCACCACGGAAGGAAUGAUCACUCCAGUUACGGAUCACAGACGCGCAAACGCCGCACAAACCAAAGUCAUGAGAAGCAGCCAAUGUGUUACGAUGAUGUAAUCGCGUUGCAGCAAAGACACCUAAUAGAGUGUCUUUACGUGAUAACGGGUCGUUUACCAUCGUCGGCCUAUUCGGAAAGAAGUACUAAUAUGGAAGAAUCAUAUCACUCCCGAAAUCCAUUGCAUUUGCACUUAAUGCGCCCAGGCAAGCAGGGAGUGGGUCGACGUUUCCGCCUGAAACGAUCGGAUUCAAAGACCCCGGAUGACGAGACCAGUCGCCGUUCCAGUAUGGCCGAGCUGAGUAUCAAACAUCGAUCACUGAUUGAGCAUUCCGAUGAGCAUGAUCACGCACUCGAGUCGCAUCACCAUCAUCAUCAUCAUCUACUACGUCCAAUCCGAGUAGGACGCAAGCAUCAUCCGGGCGACUCACGAGCCGGAGACUAUCACGGAUCCCAUGGUGAUCUGAACUUAUUGAAACAUUUCAACGCAGCGCGACAAAAACGUGCCGAGGGAAGUCUUCCAAAUGUGGGUCGUAGGGGCAUGAAUCUCCACGGUUCACAAGGUUCAAACACAAUUCUGUCGGAUUCUCUCCCACAAAUUCGCAAACCACCCAAUAAUUCCGGCAGACGUCACACAGCAUGCGAAUCGAUUGAAGUUCAACCGUUACUCAAUUCACCGAUGUUAGGCAAGGAUGAUGAAGAUGGAAUCAACGAUCGUUUUAAAGAAAUCAUGGAAUGGCAUCCUUCCAUACCAUCUAGUCCUAGCUGGCCUCGAAUGGAAGUAAGAUCAUUUGCAACACGGCCGCACUUACCAAUAGCCAGUUCAUGCACGGUCGAUAUAGCCGAUAUUGAUAAGGUCAUAGAAACGUUACAACAAAAUUCGAACGGAAAAUUCCUUCCGGCUGAGAGUAGGAUCAAUCGUAAGGGUUCAGUACCUAAACCGGAACGACGAGGUCCAACACUUGUCCCGGCUGUUAGACCCAUUAAUUUGCAUCCAGCCAGAUUGUCAAAUUGUCAUUCAAUUGAUCGUUCUGACACGGAUCUGGGCGAGUCCUCUCCCAAAUCUGGUAGGAGUAAACCUACAACCAUUACUCUGAAAUACUCAAGUGAGACAUUGUCCAGUGACCGGGUCGUCAAACCAAACACCCAAACGUUUACCUCACCGGAGCCAGAUUCAUUCACGAACCGCGUGACAUCGAACUCAUUGACGCGUGCAACUUCUGAUCAGUCCGGUUUUACACAAAAACGAUUUAAAGAGACUGGUUCACAAAGAACACGGACCACAGUAAUAAGGAACUUCGGCCUGAAGCCGAAUAAACUGCUUACUAUCAGUAAGGUGCUUCGUCAGCCACCGUCAGUUAAAAUACUGAGUAGUUUGAAUCUGACCGAUCUAUAUAACGGAUUCGGAAAACCCUAUUUUUCUGGUGAAAUGUUAAGACAAUGGCACGAAAACAUGAACAGUGGCAUCAUGGCUUAG
Molecule: messenger RNA, 2547 nt
Organism: Echinostoma caproni
Lineage: Eukaryota; Metazoa; Platyhelminthes; Trematoda; Plagiorchiida; Echinostomatidae
Source: the annotation of a GenBank genome assembly